This is a messenger RNA of Microplitis demolitor, 1705 nucleotides long. Its product is annotated as venom acid phosphatase Acph-1. The transcript is spliced from 4 exons. Gene Ontology annotation, biological process: dephosphorylation. The record is from RefSeq and is a predicted model, not a curated record. Gene Ontology annotation, molecular function: phosphatase activity. Bases 235 to 1446 code for a protein of 403 amino acids. NCBI's taxonomy places the organism in Eukaryota, Metazoa, Arthropoda, Insecta, Hymenoptera, Braconidae.
UUAAUAGUCUGCUCAUUUUUAUAGAAUUAAUUAAUAAUAGGGAAAUUUUAUUUUUAUUUUCAAUAAUUUUUUGCUGUACAAUUUAAUACUCUUUAUUUUUAUGCAAAGGAAUAGCGCGCUAAAAUGACCAAUGAAAAAUAUCGUUGAGCUGUUUUACCUUUCCAAUGUUUACUUUAUCUUAUCUCGUAUUCCAACUUUUAUUCAGUUUUAAUUUACAUAUUUGUCAAACGUUAAAUGCGAAGGAAAAACGAUUAUAAAUAUUGUUCAGUUGUUGGACAAAAGUCUAGAGUUAAGAGUCUAGACUUUAGCGAAAUGGUAUCUGAAGUAAAGUGGCCGCUUCUGAUGUUUAUUUGUGGAAUCAUUGAAAAUUAUUGCCGCGCGGAAUUAAAAAUGAUCCAAGUGACGAUGCGUCAUGGUGACAGAUAUCCUUCUGGAAAACAGUAUGCAUUAAUGUUCUAUCCCAAUGAUCCAUACUUUAAUAAUACCUCGGCAUCUGAUGGACCAAUGCAACUUACACCUAAAGGAAAAAUCAAAGCGUACCACAUGGGUCAAUUUCUACAUGACAGAUAUAAAGAAUUGAUAGGAACUAUCGAUAACGCAGACUCAGUCUAUUUCCGUGCGUUUCGAGCCGAAAGAGCUGUCAGUACUGCUCGCUUAGUUGCUAAGGGACUGUUUCAAAUAAACUGGAAUUCUAGUUUUGAAUCAGUUCCUUUGUCAAUUGACUCAAAACCAAAAGACGAAGAUUAUUUAUACUACACGAAAAAAAUUUGCGAAAAUUAUUACACUGAUCGGAUAAAUUCCGAUGCUCAGGUAGAACAUGUACUGAGUAAACUCACAGAUAUACAAAAAUUUUAUGAUUACUUAUCAAUUCACACGGGCAUUAAUUACACGAAAGUUUUCCAAAGUUAUCUACUCUACAAUCACCUAGUUUCGGAGUCUAGUCUCAACCUUCAGUUGGAACCUUGGACGGAUUCCAUAUUUCCCAAUGGAAAACUUUUGGACUUAAGUGCAGUUGAAUACAUAAUUCAGACUCACACCUCUCGGAUGAAGCGUCUCUUAGGUGGAGUUUGGAUAAAGACGUUUUUAAAUCACGUCGAUGAUUCACUGAGUGGUGAAAGUACUCGGAAAAAAGGAUAUUUCUAUGUUUACAGUGAGCAUCACGUCGCUGCAAUUUUGAAUGCUCUUGAUAUCUACAAGCCUCAUGUUCCGAGUUACCUGAGUUGUGUAAUUUUCGAAUUGCACGAAAUCGAUAAUAAUUUCUACGUUAAGGUGAUUCAUAAAAAUGAAGACAAAAUUACAGAAACUCAGAUUACCGGCUGUGAAGCUUCGCUGUGUUUGCUUGAUACAUUCAAGUUUGUUUUGAAAGAUGUAAUUCUCGAAGAUUUUGAAAAAGAUUGUGGGACACACGGCAGUUUUCCAGAUCCGGUCCUUCCCGUGGUGAAAUAGCAAGGACUGUAAUGCUGGGAGGGGGAAAUUUCUACCCAUGAUCCGGCCAAACUGGUUUGGUGCCUUUAGGAAGAGUUUUUCCCAGUUUUUCCCAGUAUAUAUGUGAAAUAUGUGCUAUUCUUUUUAUUUUAAUUGUCAUUAAUAUUCAAUUGAUUAUCAAUAAAUAAAUAAAGUUAUAAAAUUUUACCAACUUUUCAUAUUUUCCAGAUAAUGUUUUUCUAUUAAUUCAUCUGAAGAUUUUUUGUAUCUUAAAAAUUAU